Prorocentrum cordatum is the source of this 1026-nucleotide messenger RNA. NCBI's taxonomy places the organism in Eukaryota, Dinophyceae, Prorocentrales, Prorocentraceae. The record is from the annotation of a GenBank genome assembly.
AUGCAUGCUAUACACGUGACCGAGAGCGGCUCAGGCCCAAACGGUUUCAGAUUCAGGCGCAUAUCGGCGCUGCGAGCGUCUUUGGAUUUCCAUGCCGCAGAAGAUGAGGAACCUUCGGCAGCAGAGGUAAUGUAUUCACUCGGUGCUGAAGUUGCUGACGAUUGCGCGGAGACGCCAGAUGUUGCAGAUGAAGAAGAAGAAGGAGGCGAGGAGGAGGAAAAGCUUGAGCCGAGCGACAUUUCGGAGGAGAACGACGAAGCGCCGCUCAUGAGGCGGCCGGCAGCCGCCCCCAAGCGGCCCGCAGCCGCCGACGAGGACGGCGAGUACCAGGAGAUGGAGGAGGAGGAGAACACCGAGGGCGAGGAGGAGGACUACGCGGUGCUGAAGCGGCCCGCUGGUAAUAUGAAGCGCCCUGCGGCUGCAGAUCUCAGGGAGUCAGCGAAAGUGCGCAAGGUGCAGCAGAUCUGGGGCACCCUCCCGCGGGACAUCCAGGAAAUAUGGCGCGAUGCGCACAGGCAUCCAGACGGAAAGCGAUCGCGAGAGACGGCCAUAGUGAACAACAUGUUCAAAACAGUAAACAACAAAUUGGUGUUGAACACUGAUAGUCCUUUCUUCGAGCGCGAACUGAAGGUUAAGAAAAGCAAGACGGGCACCGACGCGCACGAAGGAGUUCACAGAACUAUCUUCGCCGAGACUUUCAAAGAUGGCGACGCGGGCGUUCAGCAGGCGAUGGGUUGUGGCGCCGUCAAGGAGUGGAAGGUGGAUGGGCAACCAUACUGCGCGAUUCGCAAGGUGACAGUCGAGAGCAAACAGGCUUUAGAGCACGCGAAAUGCUUGUCUACGAGUGGGCCAGCGACGAAAGAGCAGGCAGCUGCCAUCGAGAAGGCUGCCCGUGAGAUGUCCUUCGGUUUCAGCCUCGAGACGGGCGGCGCCUUGAGCCUGGCCGACGGCAUGGCGUCUUCAUCCUCUGGUGAGGUUACUCAGACGACGAUCGACAAGCUCAGCCAGGCGCUGGUCAUCGUGUAG